AUCACUGAUGAUGAGGCCAAGGUUUACCGGGAGAGAGAAAGAGCAAUGUUGUGCAAACUUGUCUCACAUUGAAAACUGAUCUUUUGAAAAUCAGUGACCCGCAGUGUAUAUAUUCAGCUAUAGGACCAAUAAUAGUUCAGGUUUAUGAAGAUAAAAUAGAAUUCAAAGGGACUUCAUAAUUACCUAGCAACACCUAGGCGAACUGUCGGGCUGAAAAUUCUGGACACCAUACAUCAAACCAUACCUUACAAUGGAGAGAUGGGUUGGACGAGUUGCCUUGGUAACAGGAGCAUCAGUUGGUAUUGGAGCAGCAAUUACUAGAGCCCUUGUAAGACAUGGGAUGAUUGUCGUCUCCUGCGCCCGUGGGGUUGACAAAAUACAGGCGAUAAAAUGUGAGCUUGAAGCUGAGUCUGCACCUGGUAAGGUUCAUCCAAUCCAGUGCGAUCUUACCAAGAAAGAUCAGAUAGCAGCCAUGUUUGAAGAGAUCAAGAAGGAGUUUAGGGUAGUUGAUGUAUGUAUCAAUAACGCAGGUCUGAGCACGGGUUGCCAACUUGUGAACGGUAAUCCGGAAGAUUGGCAAGUAGCACUAGAUGUAAAUGUCAUGGCUCUGUGUAUUUGCACACAAAAUUCAAUCAAACUAAUGCUGGAUAACAAUGUGAAUGAUGGACAGAUUAUACAUUUGAAUAGCAUGUCAGGCUACAGAGUGGUAGGAGAUGGUUUCUACUGUGGAACCAAGUACAUGGUGACUGCUUUGAUAGAAGGUUUACGAAAAGAACUCAGGGCAAUGAAAAAGAACAUCAGAGUUUGCGGUAUUUCACCAGGUAUUGUUGAGACUGAAUUUGCAGCAAGGAAAGCACGCCAAGAUCCAGGAGAAUGUUCUUUUUAUCAGACAAAUCCGAGUAUCAAAGCAGAAGAUGUUGCCAAUCAAGUCAUUCACAUUCUUCAGCAGCCUCCUCAUGUUCAGAUUCAUGAUAUACUGCUUCGAGCAACUGAGCAAGUGUUAUAGUUCAAGUUUCAUACCACCGAUAAUCCUGCAGGCAUCUUGAUCGGCUGCAACCAGAACUUUAAACCAACUAUUUUUUUACAGCAUGCACUAGCCUCUAUAUAUCUUUGUCAUUAAACUUCCCUAUGAUAAUGACUAUUCGUUUAACAUGAUUAUACAACACUUUCGAUAAACUGCAUCUCGUGAUAAUAUAUAUCAGGGCCAUUAUCUUCUAUCAUUAUCAAGCGUCAUAGUUCUAUUAUUUAGGAGAAUAUGAUAAAAAGUCAUAAUGUUUCAUUUAACAUGAACCAAGAUAUGACUGAUAUAUUAUCCUAGAUAUUUUGUAUCAGUGUUAUGUAACUUACGCAUUUAUUGAAUUGAAGCAUAAUACCAAAUUACAUGAUUUCCAAGAGAUUCCAAUUUCAUUUCAUUAUGCAGUGUGACAUUUCGCCUUACUUCGUAAUUGUAAUGUUGAAAAUUGACAUGAAAUGAAUUCUUUAUCAGUCAAUCAAUACAAAGACUAUGUCCUAAUAUUUUCAUGAAGACUGAUACAGAGCAUGAAGAAAAGGGAUUGUGUACACUCAGAAAGACACCUACCAAUCAUUCCACACACACACACCCACACACACACACACACACCCUCCCUCGCACAUUCGCAAACCUGCUCACACAUAAUACAUUACCUCUCUCGCGCACACACACGCUUUCAAAACACUUCAUACACAAUAUAAUUAGGAAGUGUUUAUAUUUCUCCUAUCUCAUUGGUUAUGUAUUUCGUCGAUCAAAAAUCCUGACAAUGGACAACUUUCCUUUGGCUAUACCUACCUUCGAAAUGGCUUCCCUGAUUUCAAAACUACUUAUGUUGAGCACCUCACAAGGAUGUGGUGGUGUGUGUGAGAGGUCUGUGUGGGAAGGUGUGUAUUUUCAUUCCAUAAUUCGGACAGCAGUUUGUUAACUGAUGAGGCCACCCUGAUUAAAUAAAACUGAAAAUAAAUAAAUGAAUAAGUUUUUUUUUUAAUGUGUUUUUGUUUUAUCAUUAAUAUGAAACAAAGAUUUGUCAAUUUUGUUGGGAUUUAUAUUGAGUUUAUUUGAAUAAAAUCCUUAAUAAAAAUUUAAUGAUAAAAAAGU
Lytechinus variegatus (green sea urchin) is the source of this 2110-nucleotide messenger RNA. RefSeq names its product dehydrogenase/reductase SDR family member 11-like. NCBI's taxonomy places the organism in Eukaryota, Metazoa, Echinodermata, Echinoidea, Temnopleuroida, Toxopneustidae. The coding region runs from base 251 to 1006 and encodes 251 amino acids. The transcript is spliced from 8 exons. The record is from RefSeq and is a predicted model, not a curated record.